UGGGGGCGUGGCCUGGCACUUGGCGGUUGUUGGCGCGUGACGGGGGCGUGGCCUGGCACGGCCCUCGGGGGCUGGGGGCGUGGCUUUGCUCAAGGCUGUUGGCGGCGCGUGGCGGGGGCGUGGUCUGGCGCCUGGUGGUCUAGGGCUGGGGGCGCGCAGGCUGGCCAGCCAGGGCAGCGGCAUGAAGCGGUUGCGCUGGCAGGUGGCGGCUGCGGCGGCCGUGGGCCUGGCGCUGGCCCUGGAGGUGCUACCCUGGGUGCUGCGCUGGCUGCGGUCCGGGCGGCGGCGGCUGCGGCGCGAGGUGCUGUUCUUCCCGUCGCAGGUGACCUGCACUGAGGCUCUGCUGAGGGCGCGGGGCGAGGCGCCCGCCGGGGAGCAGGCCGCGCUUCCUGACUGCUGCCUGUGCGGCCUGCCUCACGGCGAGAGCUCGCUGAGCCGCCUAAUGCGCGCCCUGCUGGCCGCCCGCGUCAGCCUGGAGCUCUGCCUGUUCGCCUUCUCCAGCCCCCAGCUGGGCCGCGCCGUCCGGCUACUGCACCAGCGCGGGGUGCGAGUGCGGGUGGUCACCGACUGCGACUACAUGGCCCUCAACGGCUCACAGAUCGGCCUGCUGCGCAAGGCAGGUACCCAGAAAGUCACACCUGCACAUGCAACCGUUGGAUCUGGUAAUUCUGGUCACAGUGACUGAGAGACCGUGGAGUCCUGGGAACUGUCCAGCUGGGCAGUGGCCACCAACGCACUGUUCCUUCUGCAUAGCCGCGGCCUCUUGCUGACUUGGGCCGCAGCCAGCCUCCCUCUCCGUUCUGGGUGGUGUGGGGCGUGUUGCACCCCGCGUAGGAACAGAGUGGGGUGAGAGGUUUUCAUAUUGAGGAUGUGCCUUUCUCUUUUGGCAGUCACAAUAGUUGCCCUCUCAAGUGUUGGUCUUUUUAACGGGGGAGGUGUGGGGACCUCCAGGCGUGCACAGCAGUUCUGUUUGAGUUGCUUUUAGAAGUUGUAGAAGCUGAGGUUUGUGAAGAACUUUCAAGAACCCCUAGACCAAGGUCCCAUCCGAUCCCCUCUGUGCUUGGCCUCUCAGUGUCCUUGCUGACUUUGAGGCUGUCCAGUGGCAUUCACCCAUUCAAGGAAGGAAUGUCCCCCAGGAGCUGGGACACCCUAGGGCACAAGGCCAGGUUCCCAUGGGGAUACCAGCUAAGUCACGCAUAUUUCAUUUAGGGCAAUAAGAAGGGUCAGGAAAACUUCAUAAAGCAGGGUGAGAAGGCAGUGGUGUGGGAGGAAGUGGUGUAGGCCAGGUCAGCUGCCCAGGGGCAGUGACACUCAGGGCAGGGACCUUGAUGACACAAGUGGGCUGUCCGGAGGGAGAGGCAUGCGGCUGGAAGGGGCAGCAGCACAGACACCCUGGGCCACAGACUGGCUUCCUUGUGAGGAGCCGCAGAGGUCCUCUGUGGCUGACCAUGGGAAGUGGUGAGCGCGCGUAGGCCGGGCUUCCCCCGAGAGGCCAGAGGUGGCAGGCCUGGGGAGGGGCUGGUGGUUGGGGCAGUAGAUCCCGGUGGAGGCAGGAGGUGUCGGCAGUGGUGAGGCUUUAGAUUGCCCACCGUUUGCAUGGCAGCACCGACAGGGCCUGCUGGUGGAGUGGCCAGAGCAUGAGGAGAAGGGUUGGAUCCCCCAGGUGAGGAAGCCACCAGGCGCAAUGCGGGACGCACAAUUAAAUGUGGAUUCCACACGCAGGGAGUGAGUUUUAGGGUAUGUUCCCAGUACUCCAUGGCACAUACUUCCCUUCAAAAAUGACUAUCUGAAACUCCAUUUAACUCGAUGUCCUGUAUUUUGAUGUGGAAAAAUCUGGCAACUGUGUUGCGUGGCAGCCUGUUUAAAACUUUUAAGCCCCAUUUCUAAUGGCCUCAUUCCUUGAGCAAGUCGUGAGUGAGGCAGUGUUAUUCCAGGGGAGAGAGACACAGGCCCUUCCCCGCAGGAAUUUGAAAGCUGGUAAGAGGGGAGGUGGACAUCACUGGUUUUUGGUGAAGGAAGCAGGGAGUGCGGAAGAGGAGAAUUCGUUUGUGCGUCAGUUAGUUAGGGCCCUUCCUCCCUUGGUGGCCAAGGCUGUACCAGUGAAGUGGGCUCUGCUCCCAGACUCCCGGGCCUCUCUGGACAGAGUGGGCACAGUCUCAGCCUUAGCUGUGGAAGAGUCAGACUCUGAAGGCAAGGAGACCCACACGCUGUCUUUGCCCAGGUUGCCUCUGACUGGGUUAGUGACAGCCUCGGCAGCAACCAGUAGCCCCGAAGGGACAUGCUACAUAGACUCAGAGGUGUGGUCUCACUCAGACCACAGCCUUCCCAGUCCCCCAUGGCCUGUGUGUGAUGCUCUGGCCCCAUGAGUGAUGUCCCCUCUGUGGUUCUCAGGAUCCCUCCUGGGAGCUUAGCCGCCACCACUCUGUGAAACAUGGUGGGCUUUCCUGGCCCAGCAAACUGGAAAUAAAUAGUAAAGCCAUUUGCCCCCAGGAAUAAUCCACACUGGAGGCGGGACUCCGGAAUGGGAUGCAAGCACCUUGUCCCUUCCACAGGUAUCCAGGUCCGGCACGAUCAAGACCUGGGCUACAUGCAUCACAAGUUCGCAGGUCGUGGACAGGAGG
Molecule: messenger RNA, 2621 nt
Organism: Saimiri boliviensis boliviensis (Bolivian squirrel monkey)
Lineage: Eukaryota; Metazoa; Chordata; Mammalia; Primates; Cebidae
Source: RefSeq, a predicted model, not a curated record